Messenger RNA from Aspergillus tubingensis, 1071 nucleotides. RefSeq names its product oxidoreductase. Gene Ontology annotation, molecular function: dioxygenase activity. The transcript has 2 exons. Bases 1 to 1071 code for a protein of 356 amino acids. The record is from RefSeq and is a predicted model, not a curated record. Lineage: Eukaryota; Fungi; Ascomycota; Eurotiomycetes; Eurotiales; Aspergillaceae.
AUGCCCACCCAGGAAUUCUUCAAUCACGUCCCUCCAUUCCCCUCCGAUAUCCCCACCGCAGACAUACCGUUAAUAUCAUUCAAAGACCUCGCAAAUGCAAGCACCACCGAGUCAAAGAAACUAUUCCAAGCCUGUCGAGAACUCGGACUAUUUUCUCUCGACCUUCGAAACUCCGGCACAGGAGAACAAUUACUCAAAGAUACAGAGACGCUGAUGAAUCUCACCACCACUACCCUAAGCCUAGAUCGGCAAAUCCUGGAUAAAUUCGCUUAUAACCCUCCUCACAACAUCGCAGGAUACAAACGCUCCGGCAAACUCCGCACCGCGGACGGCAAGCUAGACAGCAUGGAAACAUACAGCAUAAGCCAAGACGACAUGGUAGGCAACGUCCCUCCACGCGAGAACCCCGAGCCCAUCGAACGCCACCGUACCGAAUGCCGGGCCUUUUUCGAGCACGCCCGUACUACACUCGAAGUCAUCUACGCCCACCUCGAGGAGAACCUGGGCAUCCCGCCUAACACAUUAGCUGAACGCAGCGCCCUAAACAAACAGUCUGAUACUUUUGCACGACUACUUGUCAAUUGGCCUCAGACAAAGAACACUACUAUCUCUGAGAGCAAAGAGCCCCAGGUAACGCUAGGUGGUCACGCCGAUAUGGGCGCCCUGACAAUGCUGUUCAAUGUCUCGGGUGGGCUCCAGAUUCUGCCAAAGGGGAAGGAGAAUGUGAGCGAGAAUUGGGAGUAUGUUCGUCCGAGACCGGGGUGUGCGCUGAUUAAUGUGGGUGAUUCUCUGAUGAAGUGGACGGGAGGUGUGCUGCAUAGUGCUUUUCAUCGUGUUGUGACGGCCCCUGGGGAGCAGGGAAGUGUGGCGCGUCAGAGCGUGGCGUUGCUUACGAGGCCGGAUCGGUCUGUUACUAUGCAGAGGAUUAAGGGGAGUGCGGUGAUUCCGCCAUUGAAGGAGGGGGAGGUUGAUGAUGAACGGUCCGCGAGUGACUGGAUAAUCUGGAAGAUCACAAAGGGGGAGUUGAGGGUGCAGACGGCGGAGGAGAAGCGGGUGGCUGCUACUGCUUGA